This is a messenger RNA of Thunnus maccoyii (southern bluefin tuna), 1084 nucleotides long. It is a transcript of the gene mrps18a, whose product is annotated as mitochondrial ribosomal protein S18A. Gene Ontology annotation, cellular component: ribosome; mitochondrial small ribosomal subunit. The record is from RefSeq and is a predicted model, not a curated record. Gene Ontology annotation, molecular function: small ribosomal subunit rRNA binding; structural constituent of ribosome. The transcript is spliced from 6 exons. The coding region runs from base 61 to 687 and encodes 208 amino acids. Gene Ontology annotation, biological process: mitochondrial translation. NCBI's taxonomy places the organism in Eukaryota, Metazoa, Chordata, Actinopteri, Scombriformes, Scombridae.
UUUUCAUUCUCGCGAGAUUAUCAGACAGGAAGAGACGAAGACGAAGGUCAAGGAGUAAACAUGGCAACUCGCAGUGUGUUGAGGUCUCUAUGGACCUCCUUUGCGGGCUUAAAAUUAGGUGUUACUGGCAGUAACGCGAGUGCUCUACAGAGGAUAAACGUCCCCCAGCUGUCGGCUUUUGCCAUUCAGAGCAGAGGAAUCCGCCAAGUUGUGGAGAAUCAAGAGGGGAAAACAACAACUAUUGAAGGACAAAUAUUGGACAUACCAGCAGGACCACAGCCUCCAAACCCCGCAGCCAAGUGCCCCAUCUACAGAUGGAACCUGCAGCACAAAUACAACUACACGGAUGUCUUGCUGCUCAGUCAGUUCAUCAGGUCAGAUGGAGGGAUGUUGCCUAGGAGAAUAACUGGUCUCUGUCCAGAGGAACAUCACAAGAUUGCCAUCUGUGUGCAGAUGGCUCACAGAGCAGGUCUGCUUCCUGACCACAAACCCAAACUUCCAGAGGGCCAUGUCUCAAAGAAGCCCAAGCAGCAACUCAACAGAUACCUGACCCGCUGGUCCAUUGACUCGGUGAAACCCAUCUAUAAAACAGGACUGAAGUGGUGUAAGAAGCGCAUGCCUGUUGGCCACCCAGUACUCAAGGACAAUGUGCGUUAUGGCGUCAAACCUGUUUACACAAAUCACUGAAGGAUAGAGAUCCAGACAAAUCAGUACAGCAACUGGAAGAAAGUGGGUGGGCCUGUGAUGCAAGGACGCAGAUUCCAGUGGAUUUCCAUUCAACCAAGUCUUUCAACUACAUCUGCAAUUUACAGUGACUUUUGUCAUACUACCAUGGGAAAACCUUUAUCCAUCUGUAUUUAUUGUACCUUUUGUUUAUUAAGCUGCGUCACAGUUUCAAUGAAUCAUGCUCAGCCCCACCCAGAACCAUCUAUUCUGUCUCUGUUCGUUUUCAAAAAGCCCUUGAAGUGACAACUUAAAGAGGGCAACAACUGGGUCAGUGUUACGUUUUCAAAGUAGGUGGUAUGUUGACUGUGUAUACUCAAAGCAACACAGAUGUGCAAAUAAAAUCCAUCUGUUUACUCCA